AUGGAUGCAAGCUUCUAUAGUCUACAAAAGGCCCUUGGAAAAAAAGGGAUUCCAGAGUUUCCAUCUCUUCUACCACACCAGCUCAGAGAUCUCGAAACAACUUGCUGCUUAGGGGAUUUUUACGAAAAGGUCAUCUGUGAGGUUUCUCGAGAUAACAAUUUGAUUCCAAUCCUUUCGUUUGUGACUGGACUCCCUAUUGAGAUCGAUAUAAAGGAAGUCGAAAAGCUCUUGGCAGAAUACAAGCCUGUAAAGGGCGAGUUUUUCCGGGCCGGCCAGCACCUCCACCCUCUCCUUCCGGAAAAGGACGGAUAUCCGGACUUUGUAACAGGAAGUGGUAAGAAGAUUGCCAAGAAAGAGCAGAGAGAUAAGAACGAAGUGGAUGGAGAGUGUAACGUAGAAAGCUACAUAGUGGAUAGGAUUCGGAACGAAAUUCUCGAAAAGGUGAUGGACAUUGGAUGGGAUGAUAUCAUCGGACUAAAGGAUGUUAAGAAAACCAUCAACGAGAUUGUUCUUUGGCCCAUGCAGCGUCCAGAUCUGUUUACUGGCCUUCGGGGCCCCCCAAAGGGGCUUCUUCUUUUCGGACCUCCUGGAACAGGAAAGACUAUGAUAGGAAAAUGCAUUGCAAGCCAGUGCAAGGCAACUUUCUUUUCGAUAAGUGCUUCAUCUUUGACCUCGAAGUGGGUUGGAGAGGGAGAAAAGAUGGUCCGGGCGCUGUUCUAUCUAGCAAGGUCAAUGCAGCCAUCGGUUGUUUUUAUCGACGAGAUUGACUCACUCCUUUCUCAGAGAAGCGACAACGAGAACGAAGGAAGCAGGAGAAUCAAGACAGAGUUUCUGGUCCAGUUUGAUGGAGCAUCAACUUCCAAUUCCGACCGAAUACUAGUGAUCGGCGCAACAAACAGGCCCCACGAGAUAGACGAAGCUGCAAGACGCAGGUUGGUGAAGAGAAUUUAUGUUCCUCUGCCCGAGCAUCUGGGCAGGAGGCAAAUGAUAGAGCAUCUGAUCAGAGAUUACAGAAACAUCCUCGGGCCCCAAGAAUUCGAUGAAGUUGCAGGAAUGACAGAGGGAUACUCUGGAUCUGAUAUCUUUAAUCUAUGCAGAGAGGCUUCCCUAGAACCUUUGAGGGAAAUCGAUGACAUCAAAGACUUCAAGAAUGAAGACACAAGGCCUAUUUCCCUCGAAGACUUUAAGAAGGCUACAAGGCAGAUAAAGAAAAGUGUUUCCGAAAGAGAUCUUGAGAUCUAUUCCGACUGGAAUUCUAAGUUCGGGUCUGUUUCAUAG
Encephalitozoon intestinalis ATCC 50506 is the source of this 1278-nucleotide messenger RNA. Its product is annotated as AAA ATPase proteasome regulatory subunit YTA6. The transcript has a single exon. Gene Ontology annotation, molecular function: ATP binding; microtubule severing ATPase activity; ATP hydrolysis activity. The record is from RefSeq and is a predicted model, not a curated record. The coding region runs from base 1 to 1278 and encodes 425 amino acids. NCBI's taxonomy places the organism in Eukaryota, Fungi, Microsporidia, Unikaryonidae.